Messenger RNA from Caenorhabditis elegans, 252 nucleotides. RefSeq names its product Neuropeptide-Like Protein (gene F46B3.23). NCBI's taxonomy places the organism in Eukaryota, Metazoa, Nematoda, Chromadorea, Rhabditida, Rhabditidae. The coding region runs from base 12 to 248 and encodes 78 amino acids. The transcript has 2 exons. The record is from RefSeq and is marked reviewed.
AGACUCUAAACAUGAAAUCUACAUCUAAUAUAUUUCUUCAAAUUUUUAUGUUCUUUAAUCUUCUCGGAAUUAUUAUAUCUGCAGAAAAUGGAUGGGCAGAAAUUGACCACAAACUAUAUGACGACUCAGAAGUAGACACUGGUGUUGCAAUUGAUGCCAUUUAUGAGCCCGUCGACAAACCGGCACCGAAAUUUCGGCACCGCCGACACCAGUAUUCCCCAUUGAAAAUUAAUUAUAACUUUACAUGAAAGA